Messenger RNA from Nilaparvata lugens (brown planthopper), 1004 nucleotides. RefSeq lists its product as uncharacterized. The record is from RefSeq and is a predicted model, not a curated record. Lineage: Eukaryota; Metazoa; Arthropoda; Insecta; Hemiptera; Delphacidae.
AUGUCUGAAAGUAGUUGGGUCACUCCCUUCUCGGUUGUGACACAUAUUCUCAGGAGGGCAAUACGCCGCCAUGCUAUAUGGUACUUGGGCCAACUUUUGAACGCUUUGAGAGUCAAUCACUCUCUCGCUAAGUCUCUCUUACUCACCCCAUGUUCACCAUCUCUUUCUUACUUUUAUUCUCCAAUUUCAACCCCUUUCUCCGUAGAAAGUCUACAUCUGCUGGCGGUUAGGCGACCACGUUCUCGUUCUCUCAGAAAUAAGUGUCCUCUAGCACUUAAAUCACAACACUGGUUUUGGAAAAAUUCGAAAUUCUUCACCCAUAAUGCUCCGAACCUCCCCGGUUUUGACUUCGACGCUGUGAGCCCAUUCUGCUUCGGGCCGUUCUGCGUGAAGUCUCCAGUCUCCAACUACGCCGACUGGUUCAAGACAGGAUCACCCCUUCCCUCCGACCUUCACGUCAAGGAGAUCUUCCAGAACCCAGUCUUCCUCAUCAUGAAAUCGCUGGAGAACCCAGCCAAGUUCAAGCUGGCCCUCGCCAUUGACGGAGUCCAGUCCAUCUUCACCGACCCUAACUUCAAGAUCUUCAAGGACUUCCUGCAGACGCCCAUCGAGAAGAACGCCUUAGUUUUCCCUCCUCACCAGUUCUUCAACACUAGACUGUACAAGUCUCAACUGGACGGCGUCAUUCUUCCCCAGAUCUUCAACGUCGGACAACUUACCAAAAUCGCAGCCAGCUUCAAGCAUAUUCCAUUCGUCGCCUUCUUCGAGAAAUCUGACUUUGAUAUCUACCACUUUGACAGCAUCUACGACUUUGGCAAGUUUGCUGUCUUCCCUGAUUUUAUUGAGCCUGUCGUCGAGAGCCCAGUCCCUGUUCUCAUCAAGAACAGCAUCCACUAGUCAUCCACUUCACUAGCCUUUUUGAUACUACUUCUUGUUAUUUUUAUAUUUGAAAAUGUUGUGUACCCCAUCAUCGUUUAUAAUAAACAUUUAUUUUUUUAAUAACU